This is a messenger RNA of Pocillopora damicornis (cauliflower coral), 1499 nucleotides long. RefSeq lists its product as uncharacterized. Lineage: Eukaryota; Metazoa; Cnidaria; Anthozoa; Scleractinia; Pocilloporidae. The record is from RefSeq and is a predicted model, not a curated record.
CGUAAUGAGCAUUUAACAUUAAUUAUUUCAUUAAAUAAAAAGCAAAAAGGUUAAAGUUAACGGCUCAAAUCACUAUCAAACUUGCUUCUUCCUUAGAGGGUACAAGGGCGACAGUCGGUCCAAAGGACAUCUCUUCCAGAUAUACAUCUCUAAUUUAUCAGUUAUUUGUUUUCGUGGGAGUUGGAAAACUCCCAAUCAUUCGAUUUAAGCUCGAAGAAAGGUAAACAAAAGUACUCACAUUGCUGAGUUUCCUCCUUUGUUGCAAUGAAGCAGCUCUCGAGGGUAGAAAAACCCAGAGUUAUACGAAAGGUUUAUUUCGUGCUCUUCUUCAUAGCUGUAAAUGGAAACCCGAGGACGAAGAAAUGCCUUAUUCAAUCUUAUUACCGGGCAAAGAAUGGCAGUGGACUUAAAGGGACCGGAAAUCUUCUAAGAGUUGGUUUCCCAUUUGGCUCUAACUCAAACCGGCCUAGUCAAGUGUCUUUUACUGGCUCCUGUAGUGAUUCUCCAGCCGAAAUCGAAUUUCAGCUGAUACUCGCGAACAGAAAUGGGACUCUAGUCAUCACCUUACGUUUGAAUGCAAACACUGAUUAUGUGUUAGCAGUAAGAAAUCAGGCGUUGGUAAUUGAGCACCUUAACAAAACUGGCCAUGACCACGAAUUCGUUUACAGCUGUGUCUCAAAAGAGGAUUGUGAGAUUUUUACUCUAAAGAGCUUCAAGUCUCCUUCUUAUGUCAAGACCGAUGAGAAUGGAAACCCAUUAGUUGGUAGUAAUCCUUUGGACGUCACAGCAUGGUUCCAGAUGCUAGAUAAUAAUAUUUGUACCCCAAGACUGAAGGCCACAUAGCGGCACAGUAUGUUGAUGCAUAUAGCCCUUCCAUUGUGUAUUUAUUAGCAAAUACACAGUGCCUGUAAUCUUCGCCUCUAUCAGCUUAAGGAUUAAAGAAGCAAAUAAAGUAUUUUUUGUAGAAAAUUACGUUCAUGAUUGGAAACGAUCUCUUAACACUCUCCUCGGAAAUUGUUGGAGAUUGUUUGAGAAGAUCUGUCCCUGAUAACCCCACGUUCGAUAUUGUUCCAUCCACAUUUACAAAGGAAUAGUGUCAAGCAAGAACACUCUAAAGGAAUCUCCCACUUUUGAAACAAAUUGUCGAUGAUCCAUCAAAAAUGAUCUUUUAGUUAAAAACAUUUUCGCAUAAAUGAGAAUUACGAGCUGGGUGUUGAAAAAAUCGAAACAGAUAUAAGUUUCUUUAACACUAGAAUUUUGUGCUCGUCAGUUAAACAGAAACUUGUUCUUUUGAAGAGAGGGUUAACCAUCAGAAAACAUCAUCAGCGGUGAGAUAACAAAACAUAACGGAUUUUCUUCUAAAUCUUAAAAUAAUAGUUUAAUUGGUUCCUUGUCCAGGUAUACAUGGCGAAUAUGUUUUGCAUACGUGUUACUGAACGUACAUGAACGACCUUCGUAAGAGACACAACAGAGGCAUUGGCACAAGUGUGAUUUCCAUA